Messenger RNA from Gryllus bimaculatus (two-spotted cricket), 1506 nucleotides. The record is from the annotation of a GenBank genome assembly. NCBI's taxonomy places the organism in Eukaryota, Metazoa, Arthropoda, Insecta, Orthoptera, Gryllidae.
AUGAGAGGCAUCCUAGAAUCGGCCCAGCCUGAAGUAAUGCGAAAGCGUCCCAGGCUGAGGUCAGAAGAAAAACAGGUGUAUUUUUUUAGUGAGGUUCGCGCUAGCAAGAAGAAUACUUUUAUUCUUCAACGACGUACGCCACCUGGAUUGACGAAAAAGAACAAGCGACCGAAAUUGAGAUCGCGUCAUUAUGUUUACGAUUUAGUUGAAGAUACAAAUUUGAGAAAGCAGGAGAACUUAAAUGUUAUAUUAACAUCUUACGUCCAAGGUUUGGGUGUCAAAGGGGAUAGGGUAUCUGUUAAACCCAAACUGGCUUAUGAGAAAUUGUUGCUGCCAGGAUUGGCUGUUUAUGCCACUCGUGAAAAUGUAAAAAUGUAUGAAGAAUCUGUAGACAAAGAGGAAAAGACGCAAGCAUUCAGCUCUGCUUCAGUGGAGAGGACUAUAGGUAUUUUGUCAAGACAAAUUUUGGCUGUAGUUAUGAAUUUGGAAACAGAAUGGACCUUGCAACCAUGGCAUCUACGAAUAUCGUUUAGGAAAGCUGGAUUUAUAGUUCCUGAAUAUGCAAUAGAAUUGCCGGAGGAGCCAAUUAAAGGACCAAACUUGGAUUUGGAAGGAAAAGAAUUUAAGAUAACAGUCACUAUAAACAAAUCUGAAACAGUUCCUGUGAGAUGUCGCAUCCAUCAUUGGAGCACCAAUCCAGGGGAUAGAUUGCCAUAUGUGCAAGAUCACUGGCAACAAACUGCAGAACCUUUGUUUUCAGACAAUCAAAAAACUUUCCAAUCAGAUCAGUAAUCAAAUAUAUUUUGAAUAGAUUUUAAAUCUUGGAGAAAUGUUGUUUAGUGACCAGUUUCAAGUAGUCAUCAGUACUGAGAACAUAGCAUUAUAUAUGUAGGGAAUAUUGAUUGUUUGGUGCCAAGUGUAUAUCUGUUGUUUAACAUAAAAAAAAAAUGAAAUACCAAGAAUGUAAAACGCUCAAAAUAUAUAUUAUUUAUGUAUAUUGUUAUUCACCACUUUUUUUUAAAUUUGAAUAUUGCCUGUCUAGUUUGAAAAAAAUUAAAAACAUGUAAUGACUAAUAAAUUUGCAGAAUGCAAAUCAGUUUCAUUAUAUUUGAAGUAAAAUAUCAUUAGUAGAUCUACUAAUCCAUAAACACCUUGUAACUUCUAUAAUUAAUAUUAAUACACUGACAUGGUUAAUUUAUUUAUCCACAUAAUUAUGUGAAGUCAAAUGUUACUAAAUAGAGAUCAUUUUCAUAAUAAUUAUUGUUACAACACUUUACUCUCCCAUUAAUUAUUGUUAACUUGCACCUGUCAUCUUUCCUUGGAUGAAAAGGUGGCAAUUUAGCCUUGUCCAUAUAAAUUAUAUAUCAUAUAUUAUCAUAUAUUAUCAUAUAGCAUAAUAUUUACCUAUUUAAUUAAAAAGUUGGUUUGAAGAAAUGCUUUCUAGGCAAAAAUUUGCAUUGCAGAAGCAUAGAAACACUCCAGGAACAUGUAAUUUUUUUUAUUAUU